GAAAAGGCUCCAGGCUUCGGCUUGGAAAAUCCAACCGCCAAAAUUGAGCCCAGCAGCUGGAGCGGCAGUGAAAGCCCUGCCGAAAACAUGGAAAGGAUGAGUGACUCUGCAGAUAAGCCAAUUGACAAUGACGCUGAAGGAGUCUGGAGCCCCGACAUUGAACAGAGCUUUCAGGAGGCCCUGGCUAUCUAUCCACCGUGUGGGAGGAGGAAAAUCAUCUUAUCAGAUGAAGGCAAAAUGUAUGGUAGGAAUGAAUUGAUAGCCAGAUACAUCAAACUCAGGACAGGGAAGACGAGAACCAGAAAGCAGGUGUCUAGUCAUAUACAGGUCUUAGCAAGAAAGAAAGUUCGAGAAAUUCAAGCCGCCAUUAAGGUGUCUAGUCACAUUCAGGUUCUUGCCAGAAGGAAAUCUCGUGAUUUUCAUUCCAAGCUAAAGGUAACAAGCAUGGAUCAGACUGCAAAGGAUAAGGCCCUGCAACACAUGGCAGCCAUGUCCUCAGCCCAGAUAGUCUCAGCCACCGCCAUUCACAACAAGCUAGGGCUGCCUGGGAUUCCACGCCCGACCUUCCCGGGGGCACCAGGGUUCUGGCCAGGGAUGAUACAAACAGGGCAGCCGGGAUCCUCACAAGACGUCAAGCCCUUCGUGCAACAGGCCUACCCCAUCCAGCCAGCGGUCACGGCCCCCAUUCCAGGAUUUGAGCCUGCGUCAGCCCCAGCUCCCUUGGUCCCUGCCUGGCAGGGUCGUUCCAUUGGUACAACCAAGCUACGCCUGGUGGAGUUCUCAGCUUUUCUGGAACAGCAGCGAGACCCAGACUCGUACAACAAACACCUCUUCGUGCACAUUGGACAUGCCAACCAUUCUUACAGUGACCCAUUGCUGGAAUCAGUGGACAUUCGUCAGAUUUAUGACAAAUUUCCUGAGAAGAAAGGUGGAUUAAAGGAACUGUUUGGAAAGGGUCCUCAAAAUGCCUUCUUCCUCGUAAAAUUCUGGGCGGAUUUAAACUGCAAUAUUCAAGAUGAUGCUGGAGCUUUUUAUGGUGUAACAAGUCAGUAUGAAAGUUCUGAAAAUAUGACCGUCACCUGCUCCACCAAAGUCUGCUCAUUUGGGAAGCAAGUAGUAGAAAAAGUAGAGACGGAGUAUGCAAGGUUUGAGAACGGCCGAUUUGUAUACCGAAUAAACCGCUCCCCGAUGUGUGAAUAUAUGAUCAACUUCAUCCACAAGCUCAAACACUUACCAGAGAAAUAUAUGAUGAACAGUGUUUUGGAAAACUUCACAAUUUUAUUGGUGGUAACAAACAGGGAUACACAAGAAACCCUGCUGUGCAUGGCCUGUGUAUUUGAAGUGUCAAAUAGUGAACAUGGAGCACAACAUCAUAUUUACAGGCUUGUAAAGGACUGA
Elephantulus edwardii (Cape elephant shrew) is the source of this 1398-nucleotide messenger RNA. It is a transcript of the gene TEAD1, whose product is annotated as TEA domain family member 1 (SV40 transcriptional enhancer factor). Bases 88 to 1398 code for a protein of 436 amino acids. Gene Ontology annotation, biological process: hippo signaling; embryonic organ development; regulation of transcription by RNA polymerase II. Gene Ontology annotation, cellular component: transcription regulator complex. Gene Ontology annotation, molecular function: DNA-binding transcription factor activity, RNA polymerase II-specific; RNA polymerase II cis-regulatory region sequence-specific DNA binding. The transcript is spliced from 13 exons. NCBI's taxonomy places the organism in Eukaryota, Metazoa, Chordata, Mammalia, Macroscelidea, Macroscelididae. The record is from RefSeq and is a predicted model, not a curated record.